This is a messenger RNA of Salvia miltiorrhiza (redroot sage), 1263 nucleotides long. Its product is annotated as protein FAR1-RELATED SEQUENCE 5-like. The coding region runs from base 1 to 1263 and encodes 420 amino acids. Gene Ontology annotation, biological process: regulation of DNA-templated transcription. NCBI's taxonomy places the organism in Eukaryota, Viridiplantae, Streptophyta, Magnoliopsida, Lamiales, Lamiaceae. The transcript has 3 exons. The record is from RefSeq and is a predicted model, not a curated record.
AUGCGCGCAAAAAUAAAGCGCUCACGUUCAUCUGAACAUUAUUACGUACCAAAUAGUAGUUAUGAUAUAACUCCAUAUGUUGGAAAGAAGUUUAGUUCGCUGGAGGAUGGAAUAGAGUUUUAUGAGGACUAUGCGUUGGCUACUGGGUUCAAAACCAGACUUGGGCCCAAAAAAUAUUCAGCUGAUGGUGUACUUAUAUGGAGAUAUAUUUAUUGCAGUAGUGAGGGUGUUAAAAAUGUGAAAGAUGACAACAAUCCUACCAACAGUGAAGCAACAACUAAAAGGCGUCGAGUGUCCAAGAGAGUGUCAUGCAUGGCUCGUUUGGUGUUUAAGUAUAAUCCAGGUGAAGGAUAUGUCGUAAACAAAUUUAUCGAUCGCCAUACUCAUACUUUGGUUUCUGACCCCAAUAAACAUUUUAUAAAGGCUAAUAGGAAGUUGGAUUUUACGCAUAAGAAUUUUAUAAUGAAUUGUGCUAAAGCUAAUAUUGGCCCAAUGAAGUCAUAUAAGCUCUUCAAAGAAACUGUUGGGGGUUACUCUAAUGUAGGUUGCACUCGUGUUGACUUCAAGAAUUAUUCGCGUGAUUUGCGAGCGUACGUCGAAGGCGUGGAUGCCCAAUUGAUGUUGGAUAAACUUUUCAAGAAGCGUGAGUUCUACUCAGCGUUUACAUUUGACUAUUGUGUUGAUGAACAUGAUAAGUUGAGCCGUCUAUUUUGGGCUGACCCUAUUGCAAGGAAGAAUUAUUUUUUGUUCGGCGAGGCUGUAUCUUUUGAUGCAACAUACUCAACUAAUCGGUACAAUAUGGUUUUUGCUCCGUUCACCGGUAAGAACAAUCACGGCAAGAUAGUAACAUUUGGUGCGGGGUUGCUAACUCGAGAAGAUUCACAAUCUUAUGCGUGGUUGUUUGAAAAGUUUAAGUUGUGUAUGGGUACUGCUCCGAAGAUGUUGAUCACUGACCAAGAUCCAGCUAUAAAGAUUGCAGUUGAACAGGUGCUUCCUGAAACACGACAUCGUUUUUGUAUGUGGCACAUCAUGAAGAAAUUACCAGACAAGACUCCUCAUCGUUUGAAAAAAGAUAACACAUUUCGCUCAAAGAUCAACAAUGUGGUUUGGUCAGAAUCUAUUGAGCCAAUAGAAUUCAAAAAGAAAUGGGAGGAUAUAAUGAAUGAGUAUGAUCCCAUAGGUCCAAAUUGGUUCACGACCAUGUUUGAGAAUCGACAGUUUUGGAUUCCAGCAUAUUUUAGGGAUAUUCCAAUGAGUGGGUAA